Messenger RNA from Thalassophryne amazonica, 1372 nucleotides. It is a transcript of the gene stx11a, whose product is annotated as syntaxin 11a. Bases 400 to 1275 code for a protein of 291 amino acids. The record is from RefSeq and is a predicted model, not a curated record. NCBI's taxonomy places the organism in Eukaryota, Metazoa, Chordata, Actinopteri, Batrachoidiformes, Batrachoididae. Gene Ontology annotation, molecular function: SNARE binding; SNAP receptor activity. Gene Ontology annotation, cellular component: endomembrane system; synaptic vesicle; SNARE complex. Gene Ontology annotation, biological process: synaptic vesicle fusion to presynaptic active zone membrane; exocytosis; intracellular protein transport. The transcript is spliced from 2 exons.
GAUCAUUUUUUAAAGAAUGUUUUACAAUUUUAAAGAAAUAAUUUUACUAUUUGAAUCUGUUGUCUUUUUUGUUGUUGUUGUUAUUUUUGUUGAGUUCUCUUUCCCGCUCGUUAAUUGGUUGAUUUGAAGCCCCUUUACGGAGCCGCGCAGAAAAAAAAAAUCUACGCACUUUUCAACUUCCGCACAAAAGCUGCUGCUACAUGCGGAACCUCCUCAAAAAGAUUAUUCCUGGACCGAUAAAACCAAACCAAAAGGGGAAAUGAGUGUCUUUGUGCCCGAACGGUUAAACACUAUAGGACUUUAAAAUAACAAGAGUUUGGUGAAUCAUUUGUCAAACAGUCGAGGGCUGGAGAAGGUGUAACUGUUGAGUAAAACCUCUCUACCCCUGCUACAGGUGCCAUGAAGGACAGACUGAUUGAACUGCAGAACUUCUCAAAGUCUGCAGAGAAUGACGACAGGUCGAGAGAAACUGGCACAGCAGAGGAGGAAAAUGCUGUCCAACAGGCCGUCACAUUUGAGGGAGAGGAUGUGAUGGACGUUAUCUACAAGGAGGCACAGGCAAUAAGGAAAGAGAUGACAAUGCUCAAACUCAGUGUGAAACGUCUGGGGAAGCAGAACACCAGGUUCCUCACAUCUGUCAGGAGGAUAAGCAGUAUCAAACGAGACUCCAACGCUCUUGGACGUGAUAUCAAGGCCAGAGGGGAGGCCAUUUACACACGCUUGGAGGCGCUGGGGAGACAAAACAAGAAGAUAGAGGAGGAACAUGGGCCCUGCUCUGCUGUGGCACGCAUGGCACGCUCACAGUAUGUGUCCCUGACUGGCACCUUCCACGAAGUCAUGUCCGAAUACAACAAUGCUGAGAUGGUCCAGAGGGAAAACUGCAAGACACGCAUCCAGAGGCAGGCGGAGAUCAUGAGUCAAGAGGUCACCAGGGAGCAGAUUGAUGAGAUGAUUGAAACCGGGAAGUGGAACAUCUUCUCUGACAACCUCCUACUUGAGGGCAAGACCUCCAGAUCUGCUCUCAGUGAGAUCGAAAACAGGCACAAGGAGUUGUUGGAGCUGGAGAGCCGCAUCAGGGACAUUCAGGAGCUCUUCUUCCAGAUGGCACUGCUGGUGGAGCAGCAGGGCUGCAUGAUAGACAACAUAGAAGCAAACGUGGUGGCGACUCAGGACUAUGUUGUCAAGGCCUCAGAACAGAUCACACAGGCUGUGAGGUACAAGAAGGACAAUCCCUGCAAAAAACUCUUUUGCUGUUGUUUCCCCUGUUGCAAUUAAGAAUUCACUGCUCUCUCUUGCAGUAAUCAUCGUCUUUCACACAUGCCAGUGAAUUAUUUUUGCCCCGUGUGCUAGUGUGGUGUGUGUGUGUGUGUGU